GUUAUUAUUACUGAAAGAGAUUGAACUCCGGCCACUUCGUCACGGAACCUUUCAUAACCACAAUAGUUGAUAAAUUCUCAUGACCGUGGCUCAUAUUCUCAGAGGUGGAGAGAACUUUUAUUGCUUUAAAAUUCUCUGAUAAUUUCUCCCGAGUCUUGAGGGUUAGAAAUGUCACCUCCCUUGUGCCGAGGCUGUGCCAAACAACUAACGGGCGAGAACGCGGGAGUCGAUGUAUUCGAUGGAGAGGCAUCGUCAAGUCUCAGGGGAAACAACCUCAGAACUGGCAUCGAGCUAAUCACUGGGAUAGCUGUUUCACAUACUGACGGACUCCCCAGAAGAUUGUGCGCAGAAUGCAACGACAAGUUGGAAGCAUUCCUGGCCUUUCGAACACAGCUGUUAACGUCUCUCAGACUUUUUCUAAGCUCUAGAGACGGUCGAGCUUCUACUGGAUCCGAUCAGCUGUCGGAAAUGUCGUUACCUGCUGUACCGGUGCCAGUAAUCAAUCAGGAAGGAAUCGGACUAUCUCAUGUCAGGGAAAAUACAUAUGUAACGUUAGAGUCAAAUAGCUUUGUUAGAUACAGUAGUAGUCAGACAGAGCAUUAUGUGAAAGUGAAGAGAGCCAACGUGGCUGAGCGGGACGAAGAAUCUGAGAUCGACGUGUGCUCAGGGGAUGACGAUGAAGUUCUCGAACUAGAUUUUCAGAGCAGAAAGGAUGAAAUCUAUGAGAUCGAUAGUUCUGAGGAGUCGGAUGUACAAGUCUGUGACUAUGAACCAAGCAGGUUAUGAGCUUGUCAUCUCACCAAGCUGUGAGCGUUGCCCGAGAGAAAAAGUUCCAGGAUUUUCUCCGUUACUCUACUCGUCCCCAAACGACGUGGCUGCAUAAGUUAAAGACGGGUAAUGGAAUACAUGGCUCUGUUUACGCAAGUCAUUAUCUUAUCUCAAUAUUCAUGA
This is a messenger RNA of Diprion similis, 951 nucleotides long. RefSeq lists its product as uncharacterized. Lineage: Eukaryota; Metazoa; Arthropoda; Insecta; Hymenoptera; Diprionidae. The record is from RefSeq and is a predicted model, not a curated record. Bases 169 to 786 code for a protein of 205 amino acids. Gene Ontology annotation, cellular component: nucleus. Gene Ontology annotation, molecular function: zinc ion binding. The transcript is spliced from 4 exons.